Odobenus rosmarus divergens (Pacific walrus) is the source of this 1956-nucleotide messenger RNA. It is a transcript of the gene IRX6, whose product is annotated as iroquois homeobox 6. Lineage: Eukaryota; Metazoa; Chordata; Mammalia; Carnivora; Odobenidae. The transcript is spliced from 6 exons. Gene Ontology annotation, biological process: cell development; neuron differentiation; regulation of transcription by RNA polymerase II. Gene Ontology annotation, molecular function: DNA-binding transcription factor activity, RNA polymerase II-specific; RNA polymerase II cis-regulatory region sequence-specific DNA binding. Bases 535 to 1956 code for a protein of 473 amino acids. Gene Ontology annotation, cellular component: nucleus. The record is from RefSeq and is a predicted model, not a curated record.
GAGAGGGCCGGGGUCUUUGACGUUCCUCACCAGCAGCACAAACCUCCCAGAACAAGUGUGAGUGUGGGUGAGAGUGCGCGCGCGCGCACGGGCUGGCUGCGCUUGGCACGCUUGGUGGCCCGGGGCCCCAGGGCCCGGGGGCCCGCCUGGCGGCCCGGGAUUACCGUGACGUCACAUUGAGCCUCUGGCCACCUUGGACUGGGACACCUCGGGAGCCGCACAGCCCCGCGCCGCGCCUCACCUUGCCUCGCCACAGCGCGACUUUGGGAACCCGCAUCCUCUCCUUUUCCUUGCCCAUCCAUGGGCCCUUCUGUCUUCCGGACCACGCGGGCCGGAGGGGCGCCUUCUGGAGCGCAGGGCUCGGCAGCCGGACUGCCCUCGGCUCUGCCUCCAGUCGUGCCAAGCGGGCGGAGGACCCGGCCCUGGGCACCCGCAGCCGCGUAAGGAACCGAGGCGGCGCACGGCUGGAGGCGCAGAAUCGCGGGGCUGAGGCAGGAACUCUCAAGAGAAGGAGGCGGUCCAGGGACAACCACCAUGUCCUUCCCGCACUUUGGACACCCGUACGGCGGCGCUUCCCAGUUUCUGGUGUCUGCAAGUUCCAGCGCCACUUGCUGCGAAUCCGGCCCGCGCUCCGUCCCAGAUGUGGCCUCAGGCUCCACCCCGGCGGCCGCUCUCUGCUGCGCGUCCUACGACGGUCGGCUGCUGGGCAGUGCGCGGCCGGAGCUGAGCGCGGCCUUGGGCAUCUAUGGAGCCCCAUACGCCGCCGCCGCCGCAGCUGCCCCGAGCUACCCAGGCUACCUGCCCUACAGCCCAGAGCCGCCCGCGCUGUACGGGGCGCUGAAUCCACAGUAUGAAUUUAAAGAGGCUGCAGGGAACUUUACACCUGGCCUGGCGCAACCAGGAGCCUAUUAUCCCUAUGAGCCGACUCUGGGGCCGUACCAGUAUGACGGGUAUGGAGCAGUGGAGUUGAGCGGCACGGGCCGCCGGAAGAACGCCACCCGGGAGACCACGAGCACGCUCAAGGCCUGGCUCAACGAGCACCGCAAGAACCCCUACCCCACCAAGGGCGAGAAGAUCAUGCUGGCCAUCAUCACCAGGAUGACCCUCACCCAGGUGUCCACCUGGUUCGCCAACGCGCGCCGGCGCCUCAAGAAGGAGAACAAGAUGACGUGGGCGCCCAAGAACAAAGGCAGCGAGGAGAGGAGGACUGAGAGUGGAACAGAGGAGUCCCUGGGCUGCCGGAACUGUGACACCAAAGAUGGAACUGCCAGCCAGGAGGCUCCAGGGCUCCGGCUGAGUGACCUGGAAGACCUGGAGGAAGAGGAGGAGGAGGAGGCCGAAGAAAAGGAGGCAGUGGCCACAGCUGCGGACAGGCUGGCUGAGUUCCAUAAAGACUCGCAGUCGCUGCCCGCGGCCUGCGGCGCCGCUCGGGAGGCCCGGCUGCAGCGCCGGGAGUGCGGCCUGGCGGCGCGCCCCUUCUCGUUCCCGGAGCCCCCGGGGUCGGGAGAAGCUGACUUCCUGCGGGCGGAGCCCGGGAGCCCCACGUUGACCAUGCACUUCCCCUGCAGCGAGAAACCGCGCAUCUGGUCUCUGGCGCACACUGCGGCCGCCGCCGGCGCGGUCGAAGGUGCAGCUCCAACCCUUCCCAGGCCGCGAAGUCCCGAGUGCCGUCUGAUUCCGGGACAGCCUGCAGGCGCGGGCGGCCGGCCCGCCAUCCCCAGAGACUCCGUGUGCGCAGAGUCUUCCCGAGUAGCCAAAGCCUUUGGAAACCGCCCCUUUGCCCCUCAGGGGCUGCCGAUGAACUGUGCGCAGUGCCCGCGGCGGAGGGAGCCCGCAGUGCACUGCCAGUACCCGUCUGGAGCAGAAGCAAAGAGGGAACAUCGACUGGCUCGUUGGCUUCUGCUGGAGAACCACCGGCCGCCCAGCAAAGCAUCCGACGAUACCAGCUCCAGCUGA